UAAGUACUGUACGUAAACACGUUUUGCGAGUCUUGCAGCUUUUUCGUGUUUUUGACAGCAAGCGUUUCCUAGGAGCAACGUACCUGCUCCCAAGGGCGGAGGGGAUCGUUUCUUCAGAAAGACAGAAACCAGUUUUUCCACCAAUUUUUCACUUUCCGAAGAUGUUUUGUUUCCCUUCAAUUUUUUGUUGUGACUAACCGUGGAGUAUAUAGUGUAGAGUCUGUAGACUACUGCGCUUUGCUGACUAUACCCAUUAACAGAAGUUUCCUUGUUUUUUUCGCCCGCGGCGAAAGCAUUUCAGUAAGUUGGUGCAAUAACAGGGCUAUCACCUACUUUAUAAUUAUCUACAAUUUUAUAUCUUUUCGCGGCUAUCAUGAUUCAUGAAACAGUACUUGAUGGUUAAUACAGUUUCCUAAUUAUUUUUUUAUAAGUAUUGCAGCAAGUGUUUGGUUUGGAGGAUACUAUGGCACUGGCAACCAGACAACGGCCGCAGAUAUGGUAAUAUCAUGACGUGUUAAUGGAGAAGAAGACACAGAUCAUUCAGAUUACGUACACAGUACACUACAAAUCUGUAAUCAAUAAUGGACAGCGAAAACCAGCAGCCUGAUUCCUUCUCCUUUGUGGCGGACAAUUUGUAUCUAGGAAGUUACCGAUCCAUCUGUGCCUUGCAAGAUGCCGCUAAAGAAUCAUGUUCAGCGAUUUCCAGUUCCUCCUUGGAAGUUGACAGUCCAGCGGCUACAGUAAGCACCGAACUGGCUUUAACACGGGAUACGCUUUCCAAAUCAGCGAUUCUGACUGUUGACACUCAACGCCUUCCCCCGGAAGUCGCAAAUGCAUGCCGCUCUUACAAAUAUAUUAAAGUGGAGGAUUCAUUUUGUUGUGAUUUGCUUUCUCAUUUUGACGAAGCCAUUGUUUUUAUCCACGACAACCGCACAACGCGAACCCAUGUUUUGGUACACUGCAAUGCAGGAAUCUCACGAAGCGUGACAGUCGUUGCCGCAUAUUUGAUGAGGGAAAAGUGUUUUGGCGUUGAUGAUGCUCUGGGUUUGAUACGGACACACCGCCCUGGAGUGAUGCCGAAUUCAAAUUUUUUGGAGCAAUUGCGCUUAUAUGAACUGAUGGGAAACAAAAUCGAUGUGUCUAGUAGACUGUACCGUCAGUGGAAGUUGAAGAUGGCCGCUCCAACAGGAAUUCCGGAGGGCGAUAUAGAAUCCGUGCUGGUGGAUUCACCGCAAACGACGGAUUCUGCACGAGAAUGCUUUUGUUGUAGAAUAUGUCGGUGUCCCCUAUUUCUGCCGGAUAACCUUUUGACUCACCGGCCAUCCGAUGCUAAUGUUGCUGACACUUCCGCGGCAUUUCCAUCAAAAGUCAACAAACCGUUGUCAGAAUCUGGCACUUGCUCACGAGGUGAACUGUUCAUUGAACCUGUGAUAUGGAUGAAAGACGAAAUUAUGGAAACACGUGGAAAGCUCAAUUGUCCAAAAUGCAAAAAGAAAGUGGGGACCUUUUCGUGGGUUGGUGAACGUUGCCCAUGUGGGACAUUUGUGACACCUGCAUUCCAUAUGGAUAAGGGAAAAGUCGAACACCGGAAGCGGUUUUCAAACCCCAGCUGAAAAUGACCUAACGAGCGAAAUUAUCGAGUGUACAAAAGUGGUGUUUUGAUGUUUUAGUAUGGGUUUGCUCUCGAAUAAGUUCGUUGCCUUGGUUUGGGUUUUUUAGCAGAUUGUUGAAAAGGUAGUUAUAAAGUUGAUCCCGGUUGAAAUUAAUAGUACUAGUAUUGCGCAACCUUACAGAGCUAGAUUUCCGAUAGAUAGUGUGUGUGUGAUUUGCUCAUUUAUGUGGUUGACGAGGGACCAGUGGGUAUGUUGAUUUUA
Molecule: messenger RNA, 1874 nt
Organism: Paramacrobiotus metropolitanus
Lineage: Eukaryota; Metazoa; Tardigrada; Eutardigrada; Parachela; Macrobiotidae
Product: dual specificity protein phosphatase 12-like
Exons: 6
Coding region: 582-1613 (343 amino acids)
Biological process (GO): protein dephosphorylation
Cellular component (GO): nucleus
Molecular function (GO): protein tyrosine/serine/threonine phosphatase activity
Source: RefSeq, a predicted model, not a curated record